AUGAAUGACACCAGCCGCAGAGGAAAGAAAGAUGUUCCCGAUGAAAUGGAGAGAGAGAGAGGAUGCAAAGAUAAACAACAGAUGGCGAAUGUGUGUUCCUACUCAUCAAAGCCACCGGUGGCUAGAGGUGUGCGUGUCCAUCACGUCUCUGGUGACCAGGUAGUGUGUAACAAGCUCUACCAUAACAGUAAGAACCGGCCAGCCUCUUCUGCACCCACAUACCCAAGCUUCCUGGAGCCAGAGGAGGCCUUUGUGCUGCCAGAUGCCUUAAUGGUGGUGCUGGACAUGGAUGAGGGCACAUUGAGCUUCAUGGUGGAUGGACAGUACCUCGGAGUGGCCUUCAGAGGCCUUAAAGGCAACAAGCUGUACCCCAUUGUCAGUGCGGUGUGGGGCCACUGUGAAAUCACCAUGCGUUACAUCAAUGGCCUAGAUCCGGAGCCUCUCCCUUUGAUGGACCUGUGUCGACGUGCAGCGCGGCUGGCUCUGGGACGAGAGCGUCUACAGGAGAUCGAAACAUUGCCUUUGCCCCAGUCUCUGAAGAAUUACCUCCAGUACCAGUGAGAGCGCGGGCCCUCACGUAGAGAUGCAGACACGGACACAGAGAGAAAGCCUGAGGCGCUACUAUAGCGCCACCAUCAGGCCGCAGAGGGAAAAUGUUUACAUUGUGGCUCACUGGUGGAAUCUUAAGUUAGUUUUUUUUUGUUUGUUUGUUUUUACAUUUUUAUUUCCCUCUUUAUGAGUUGUUUAAAUUAUUGAUGGCUUUGGAAGAAGCUCGGGGGACAGUGUGACGCAGGGCUAGAGCGGCGGCAGCUCAACAGACCUGCAGCGCCUCCAGGUGUACGUCUCGCCCUGGAGAAUUCGGCAGGAAGCACAUUAACCUUGGGAUGCCUUUGAAAGUCCACAGUAAUAAUCGUUCCUCUUUCCCUGGAUGUGAAGCCUGCAGAGCACAGUAAUUGGACACAGGAAACUGAGGCGGCCGCAGGUCGGGUUUAGCCGCCUCCCGAGUCAAAAUCCAUCACACGGGAGCCUCAAAGGAAGAGACAAGCCCUGGAAGGUACAGUACCUUCCCACAGUAGCCCCUCACUGCAGAACAAAGAUCCAGGGUGCGGGGUUGGAUCCACAUCUAGGGGGUGGA
Molecule: messenger RNA, 1135 nt
Organism: Sinocyclocheilus anshuiensis
Lineage: Eukaryota; Metazoa; Chordata; Actinopteri; Cypriniformes; Cyprinidae
Product: SPRY domain-containing SOCS box protein 4-like
Exons: 3
Coding region: 1-561 (186 amino acids)
Biological process (GO): proteasome-mediated ubiquitin-dependent protein catabolic process
Cellular component (GO): SCF ubiquitin ligase complex
Molecular function (GO): protein binding
Source: RefSeq, a predicted model, not a curated record